GCGAAGUCACGCGGGGACGCUGCUGCUUCAGCGAAAGGAUGACCUGUGGAAGGAAUUGGAGGGUUUUUCAUCAUGCGAGUUUCAUACUGUCGGCUUGUUGAAUAGGUUCGGGUUAGAAUUUGACUAUCGGUUCAUAAUAGCUACGUUUUAUGAUGAGACACACGAGUCUGACUGAAGAGUCGAGUGCGCGACAACUGGAGUGAAGUCCCGCUGGCGGCGUCUCACGCAAACCACUCGUUAUGAAGCUUCUGUGGCAUCGUGCUGCAAUGGUGGUCCUAGUCGCGCUGGCUUGCGGGAAUGGGUCGGACGCGCAGCUGCACGCGUCGCCGUUCAACAAGCAGCUCUUAAAUAACGACUGUCAUUCAGACUGUACGGCGCGUGGCAACUGCAAUGGCGCGACGGGGCGCUGUGAGUGCCCGUUCGGGCUCACCGGCCAGGCUUGCGAGCGCCGACUUCUACCUGCGUGCCACACGACAGCGGCAGCGGUCACUGGCUCUCGACCCCUGUACGGGACCUGGUCACUCAAGAACUGCAACUGCUUCCGGCAGCUUGCACGGAUCGGCUGCCCGCCCGAGCUCAGGGGCGAGUGCCUGUACCCGGCGCUGCAAGGCGGCCCCGCCGUGGCAUGCUUUGAAAUCGAGGGGGCUGCGGAGGAGGAGCAGACGUCAGACGUGCCACCUGAAGGCUUCGCACACCCCUCGCUUGCCUGGUACUGGGGCCAGCCGCUGCUGGGGCGGGCGGCCAUGAAUCGCACGGCGCCCCCGCGCAGCCACCUGCUUCCCAACGGACUGUACCAGCUGCCGCUCAGCGCAUGCCCGCAGAGGUGUCACGAGCGGGGCAUAUGCGCUGCGGAGCAGCCCCUGAAGGCAGCUGCCGGGCGUGAGGCCGGCGACAGAGCCACGCUGGGGGCGGAGCUAGGCGCGGACGGUGUGGCCACGGGCGGCCGUUGCAUCUGCGCCGCCUCCUACACCGGCACGGCCUGCGACCUGGCCGUUCAGGAGGACUGCUACGGAUCGUGCAAUGGUGGUACCUGCAUCCAGGGCUUCUGCCACUGCCCCCCUGGUCGUUGGGGCCUAGCCUGCACAAACACCGAGCGAUGGAACAGCAGCGAAGGCUGGCUGCCGUCCGUGGCUGGUCCCCGCAUCUACGUCUACAGCUUGCCGCAAGAGGUUGUGCACCGCGUCACCAACGACGGAGACACAACGCGAGACGGCAUGUACCGUGGAGAGGAACUGUUCCUCCAGGAGCUCUUUGCGGCGGCGGCAACCGCCGCCGUCAAGCCCCGCGACCUUUCAUCAGCAGCCAAGGCCUUACUGUCUUCAUCGACCUCACAAGCAGCGGCGAGCCCCGCACACACAGAAGUGCAGACCAGGGCUGCAGACCAGAGGAAAGAGAAGGGGAAAGGGGCGGAGGCCGUAACAGCGCAUCCGAGGUGGCCGGGGGAUGAGGGCAAGGAGAAGGUGGAGGGGCAGAGCCGUCCGCCCAAGCGCAAGCCGAGGCAGCAGCAAGAGUUUAGUGGGACUUCUCCACCCCGCACACACGGCCGCCACGCACAUGGACACCACCACCGCCGCGCUGCUGGUCAUCAGGACGGGCACAGCCAUCACCGGGCUCGCAGGAUGGCAGACACAAACGAACACCGCCCCGCAGGCAGUAGCAGCGAUAGCAGCAGUAGCAGCAGCAGCAGUAGCAGUAGUGGCGGCCUGCUGGCGGCGGAGGCGGUGCUGACGCAAAACCCCUGGGAGGCCAACCUGUUCGUUGUGCCCACAUGGUCCAUCUGGUACUCGGGCAACGUGGCGUCGCCCGCGGCGGUCCUCCGGCACGUCAUUGCGCACCUGAAGGCGGCGUACCCCUUCUGGGAUGCCAUGGGCGGCGGACGCAACCACGUGUUCUGGGCCUCCAACGAUCGUGGCGUGUGCGACUGGCAAGAGCUGGAACCUGACCUGCGCACCCCAAUCAUGGUCACGCACUUCGGCCAGGCGCCGCGCGUGCCGCCCUUCCACAUCCUGUCAGUGCUGGGCGACAGCAGCUGGCGGAACGUGCUGCGGGGGCACUUGCAGAGUGCGCUGCAGAGGGAGAAAGUGCCGGUGGCCAAGGGCUUCCAGCCCAACACCCACGCCGACGUCCAAGCUGAGUACGCACCCUGUUACAGGCCGGAAAAGGACGUCUUGGCGCCGGCGGUGGUGCCGGAAUGGGUCAUGCCGUACUCGGACGCGGUGUACGGGCCCCGGCACGACGCCUUCAACCACCCCGCCCCGCACACGGCUGCUGGGGACGGAACGGAAGCGGGCGUCUCUCCUGGCGGAGCGGCGGGCGGUGGCACUGCUGCCGGCCGUGGCGCUAGGAAUGGCGGAAGCAGCAGCAGCAGCAGUAGCAGCAGUAGUGGCAGUGGCAGUAGCAGUGGCGGUGGUGGCAUCAAGGGCGGGCGGCUGCUGGCCGGCAGUCGCAGCACUACUCCGCCUCCUGGGGAGCUGCCGGAGCGCAACAUCACGCUGUUCUUCUCAGGCGGCAUCAGGCCUGAGCAGCUGUACUACAGUCAGGGUGUACGGCAGGCCGUCAUGCGCAUGGCCGCCGGCGGCGGCGGCGGUGGCGGUGGUGGUGGUGGUGGCGGUGGUGGUGGCGGAGGUGGCAAGGAUGGCGCCGCUGGAGGCAGCGUGGGCGACGCCGGCGCGGCCGAGGCAUCAGACGACUUCCGGGCCUGGAACCGGCCCGACUUUGUUCUCUCCAUCGCGGGCCGCCACAGCCAGACGCUCAUGGCGUCCUCGCGCUUCUGCCUGGCGCCCAGCGGCUGGGGCUGGGGCGUACGGCUGCUGGAGGCCGUGGCGUGUGGCUGCGUGCCGGUGGUGGUGCAGGACCAGGUCUACCAGCCGCUGUGGGACGUGGUGCCCUACGACGAGUUCGCGGUGGUGCUGCCGCGGUCGCAGCUGCACCGCCUGCCGCAGCUGCUGGACGCGGUGGGGCCCGGCCAGCUGGCGGCGCUGCAGGCGGGGCUGGCCAGGUGGCACAGGGCCUUCUUGUAUCGGCACCACAGCCCCUCUGGCCUGGCCUUUAAUUACACGUUGGCGGCGCUGCGGCGGCGGUUGGUCAACCUCAACAGCGCCCACUACCGCCGCAGCCACCGCCGCCACCGCAACCUAUGAGCCGCCUGCGGAGGUCGCCGGGGCGCCGCAUGUGAUUGAAAAGCAAGCAACGGUAGAGGGGCAUGCGGGUAGCUGGAAGGAGGCGGUGGAGUGUUCCGCAGCAUUGCAGAGCCGAAUCGAUGCAUGAAACGGUUUCACCGAGAGCGAAGUGGACGAAGGACGGUUGGGCAGGAUCGGACGAGAGAAGAGUUGCGCCGUGUGUCGGCAAGGCGUGCAGCCCAUGCGGCUGACAAUUUGCAUGCAGCCGGAAAUGGUGGGCGUGGAACAGGGCAUGGAGGCAGUGGCGGGGCAGCAGGAGACAGCGCGUCUCGUGGCUGCAGCAGCACUUUGCCCGGUUAAGGCCGGGAGCGGCGUUUGCACUUAACCGCCGUAACCCGACUUGGAAGUCUUUUGCUGCAAUGUCCGCGCGCUGACGGGUAUAAAAGAGGUUAUGAGUAACUUAAGCCCGUGCUCGCACUAAUUUUCCCGCGUUUUGGUAUUGGCCUACGUGUCGAGUAAUUUGCGCGAUCGUUCUGGUUGCCCAGUAACAGCUGCUGGAGGUCGAUGAAGCUGAUAUUACAUAUAUAAUACAUACUCGUAGCUCAUGCACACUGUAAGUGCGUGACGUG
This is a messenger RNA of Chlamydomonas reinhardtii, 3748 nucleotides long. RefSeq lists its product as uncharacterized. NCBI's taxonomy places the organism in Eukaryota, Viridiplantae, Chlorophyta, Chlorophyceae, Chlamydomonadales, Chlamydomonadaceae. The transcript has 19 exons. Bases 240 to 3140 code for a protein of 966 amino acids. Gene Ontology annotation, molecular function: glycosyltransferase activity. The record is from RefSeq and is a predicted model, not a curated record.